Messenger RNA from Lagopus muta (rock ptarmigan), 4816 nucleotides. It is a transcript of the gene ZFYVE9, whose product is annotated as zinc finger FYVE-type containing 9. Gene Ontology annotation, cellular component: early endosome membrane. The record is from RefSeq and is a predicted model, not a curated record. Gene Ontology annotation, molecular function: metal ion binding. Bases 451 to 4704 code for a protein of 1417 amino acids. Gene Ontology annotation, biological process: endosomal transport. Lineage: Eukaryota; Metazoa; Chordata; Aves; Galliformes; Phasianidae. The transcript is spliced from 21 exons.
UCUCAGACUUAGGUUUUGUUGAAGAAGGUGCAGCUGUCCCAUCUGUGCCCUUUCUGUGCUGUGUACCCAGCUUUCAUUCUUGCAGUGUUUGAGACCUGAGUACAUUCACUGUGUGUCAUCUCUCUGAGUCUCCCAUCUGAUGGUUCCAGUGAAUAGACAAUAAUUGGCAGACGCCCUCUUGGAGCUCCUGAGGGAAAUCAUAUAUGUAGUAUUUUAACCAAGAAGCACCUGAGUGAUAUUACCGUAGGGCAGGAGGCAAAAAGUUCAGCCAACCAUCAGCAGAAGAGAUAAGAAACUGUGAAAUGUACCAAGAUCAAAAAGAACACACUGAUUCAGCAGAACUGGCUGAUUGUGCUGCAGUCAUCAUGAGUAGGCACAGGGUCAUUCGUUUCUUAACAAAUGUAUAAGAAAAAAGGUUCAGACAAGAAUCUGGUGGUCAUUCCCUGACAAAUGGAGAACUAUUUCCAAGCAGAGGCGUAUAACCUCGAUAAGGUUUUAGAUGAAUUUGAGCAAAACGAAGAUGCUGCUGUUUCACCUACACUGUUGGGUGCAAAGUGGAAUCAGAUUCUAGAUCCGCCUUCACGUCGUCUGUCGUAUAACCCGACUGUGGCCGAUGCGAAUGAAGCUACAACUCCUAAUGAAUGUCAGCAGAGAUUAAAGUCGUUCUCCUUGUCUCAUUCAGUGACUACACCAACAGGAGGAGAGGAUCACUGUGCUAAUGGAAAGGAUUUUAGCCUAAGCCCAGAGACUCCAGUCAUGUGGAUUGAUGAUCAGGCAGCAGCAGACGAUCAGUUAAUUAAAAGAAAUAGUAGUCGGGAUGAUCAGUGUAACGCUGUGGAAUCUGGAGAAAAGAAAUGUGGAAGUAUAGCUUGCUUGCCAGAGGAGAAAAAUGUACUAGUGGUGGCAGUUAUGCAUAACUGUGACAGAAGAACACUGCAAAGUGGUGACUUGCUGGAUUGUAAAAAUUACAACAGUCAGUCCCUAAUGGACACUAUUAGCUUUACACUGGAUAAUGAAAGCCAACAGAGUGAUGAGUUUAGUGUUACUGUAAAUGGAUCCAUGGAAAAAGAUGCAGAUACAGAAAAGCAAGUAAAUUGGCUAUGUACCGAAGAUGACUCUAGAAGUAAUUUGUUCAACGCUUCAUCUGAAACCUUGACCGUUGCAUGCCCCUCCUCUUGCUUAAAGGAUGAUUUUAAUAUGAGUAAAGAUUCAUGGCUUUCAGAAGCUACAGCUGCAGGGAUUAAUACAGUGACUCUCUGUAAGAGACCUGUUGAUGCUAUCAUUAAAAUGCAAGAAAAUUGUGUAUCAGUUGAAAAUUUUAGUAGUAAAGCCAUUCCUCAGAGAACAGAUCUAGAAGUUAAAAACUUUUCUUCUGGUUCAAGUAAUGGAAGCUUAGGAGAAGAAACAACCCAACAAAUAUGUUCUAGGGUAUCUGGGCUUGAAGAAACUUGUCAAUCUAAUGUGGCUGGAAGUAGCAGCUACAAGGAAUGUGUUGCAGAACAUUUUACCUCUGAGGAUGGUAGUGCCAUUGAAGGUGAAGUCGUUGAAUGUGGUAAAAAUCUUAGCACAUCUGAAGUGCUCGGUAUGGGAGAGUGUUACCCUGAAUCUCAGGAGAUGACUAAUAGGGAAUUGACUAGAUUGAAUGAGAUUAAUGAUAAGCAAACUGUGGAAGAGAAUGAAAGACUUCUGCAGACAAAACAGCCUGAUGAAGCAUGUAGUAGAAACAGAGAAGGUGGAGAUGGGAAGAUGGAGGCAGACAUAGACUUAAAAGGGACUGGUACAGACGAGCCUGAAGGGUCCAGUCUCUCUGAUGCGACAGGUACAUCAAUAGCAAGCUCUCUGUCUAAUGGUUGUGAUUCCUAUGGAAUGCAGAACCCAGUUGUUCCUCAUGUUCCAAAGACUUUACCCUCCAAGGAAGACUCGGUAACUGAGGAAAAGGAGAUAGAGGAGAGCAAGUCAGAAUGUUAUGCGAAUGUUUAUGAACAGAGAGGAAAUGAGACCAUAGAAGGAAGUGGUCUUAUUUUAAACAGUGCUGGUGACCACGUAAAGAAGAACUAUAUACAUAAUCUCUGUAGUCAGGUGCCAUCCCUGCAAGGGCAAACUUCACCAAAACCAGUGACUAAUCUGCAGUCUGUUAGUGUUCCUUUUGGUGGUGCAAGACCAAAACAACCUACAAAUCUUAAAUUGCAGAUCCCAAAGCCAUUAUCGGACCACUUACAAAAUGAUCUUGUUCCCCCAAACUGUGGAGGUAGUAGCAAAAACAAAAAUGUCUUUGUUAAGACACAAUUAGGGGAUAACUUGACAGCAGAUGUGUUUCCUGGUGAAGCAUCAUUAAAUGCCCCUGUUACCGACACUAAUGGAGAUCACAUAGAAGAGUAUGAAUCUGGAAUCUCUAGUAGUCCGUGCCUUGCAGUAGCCCCAGAUAGUCCAGACAAUGAUCUCAGAGCUGGUCAGUUUGGAGCUCCAGCCAGAAAGCCUUUUACUACUUUGGGUGAGGUGGCACCAGUUUGGGUUCCAGAUUCUCAAGCACCAAACUGCAUGAAAUGUGAGGCGAGAUUCACAUUCACGAAAAGAAGGCAUCACUGCAGAGCUUGUGGGAAGGUUUUUUGUGCAGCAUGCUGUAGCCUGAAGUGCAAGCUGCUGUACAUGGAUCGAAAGGAAGCCAGAGUGUGUGUAAUCUGCCACUCGGUACUAAUGAAUGCUCAAGCCUGGGAGAACAUGAUGAGUGCCCCGAGCCAGAGUCCUAACCCUAACAAUCCUGCUGAAUACUGUUCUACUAUCCCUCCUUUGCAGCAGGCUCAGGCAUCGGGCGCCCUGAGCUCUCCACCUCCCACUGUCAUGGUACCUGUGGGAGUUCUAAAGCAUCCUGGAGCAGAAGUGGCUCAACCUAGAGAACAAAGACGCGUUUGGUUUGCUGAUGGGAUAUUACCCAAUGGAGAAGUUGCUGAUGCAGCAAAGCUGACAGUAGCUGGAACAACUUCUACAGGAACCUUAGCAGUAUCGCACGAUCCAACGAAGCCCAUAACCAACAAUGCUUUAUCAGCAGAAACUGAUAAUGCUUCUGUAUUCUCGGGAAGUAUAACUCAGGUUGGCAGUCCUGUUGGCAGUGCAAUGAAUCUAAUUCCUGAAGAUGGGCUUCCUCCGAUUCUCAUCUCCACUGGAGUAAAAGGAGAUUACGCUGUAGAAGAGAGACCUUCUCAGAUCUCUGUCAUGCAGCAGCUGGAGGAUGGUGGCCCUGACCCUCUUGUAUUUGUUCUAAAUGCUAAUUUGUUGUCCAUGGUAAAAAUUGUAAAUUAUGUGAACAGGAAGUGCUGGUGUUUCACCACAAAAGGAAUGCAUGCAGUGGGACAGUCUGAGAUAGUCAUUCUCUUGCAGUGUUUGCCUGAUGAGAAGUGUUUGCCCAAGGAUAUCUUUAACCAUUUUGUGCAACUUUAUCGGGAUGCCUUAGCAGGUAACGUUGUUGGCAACCUGGGACACUCCUUUUUCAGCCAGAGCUUUCUGGGAAGCAAAGAACACGGAGGGUUCUUGUACGUUGCAGCUACGUAUCAGUCCCUGCAGGACCUGGUGCUCCCAACCCCACCCUACUUGUUUGGCAUCCUCAUUCAGAAAUGGGAGACGCCCUGGGCUAAAGUGUUCCCCAUUCGGCUGAUGCUGAGACUCGGAGCUGAAUACAGAUUUUAUCCAUGCCCACUUUUUAGUGUCAGAUUUCGUAAACCUCUGUUUGGAGAGACUGGACACACCAUUAUGAACCUCCUUGCAGACUUCAGAAAUUACCAGUACACGCUGCCGGUGGUCCAAGGCUUAGUGGUUGAUAUGGAAGUCAGAAAAACCAGCAUCAAAAUUCCCAGCAACAGAUAUAAUGAGAUGAUGAAAGCCAUGAACAAAUCCAACGAGCAUGUUCUAGCAGGGGGAGCUUGCUUCAAUGAGAAAGCAGACUCGCAUCUGGUGUGUGUUCAGAAUGAUGAUGGGAACUACCAGACACAGGCCAUCAGCAUCCAUAAUCAGCUGAGGAAGGUGACUGGUGCCAGCUUCUUUGUGUUCAGUGGAGCUUUAAAAUCCUCUUCAGGUUACCUUGCCAAAUCCAGUAUAGUAGAAGAUGGAAUAAUGGUCCAGAUAACUGCUGAGAACAUGGACUCUCUGAGGCAGGCCUUGAGAGAGAUGAAAGACUUUACCAUCACUUGUGGCAAAGUAGAUGCUGAAGAUCCUCAGGAACACGUUCACAUUCAGUGGGUAGAAGAUGAUAAAAACUUCAGUAAAGGUGUUGUAAGCCCUAUUGAUGGCAAAUCAAUGGAGUCUAUAACAAGUGUGAAGAUAUUUCAUGGCUCAGAGUACAAGUCAAAUGGAAAGGUCAUUCGAUGGACAGAGGUGUUUUUCCUGGAAAACGAUGAGCAACACAAUGGUCUGAGUGACCCAGCUGAUCACAGCAGACUGACUGAAAACGUGGCAAAAGCCUUCUGUUUAGCUCUUUGUCCUCAUCUUAAGUUGUUAAAAGAAGAUGGCAUGACUAAGCUUGGUCUGCGCGUUACUCUCGACUCAGAUCAAGUUGGUUAUCAAGCUGGGAGUAAUGGACAGCCACUGCCUUCUCAAUACAUGAAUGACCUGGACAGUGCCUUAGUUCCAGUGAUUCAUGGAGGGGCAUGUCAGUUGAGUGAGGGGCCAGUCAUAAUGGAGCUCAUCUUUUAUAUUCUGGAAAACAUCUCAUAAGAGGACUUCAUUUUCUGUUCAGACCUGUUCCAGCAGCAGUUGUAUCUGAAUCAUUUGCACUUUAAAACUGGAAAAAUUAAGCUUUUGGUAACACUAUUAAGGGGAGGUGGGG